Messenger RNA from Adineta steineri, 483 nucleotides. Lineage: Eukaryota; Metazoa; Rotifera; Eurotatoria; Adinetida; Adinetidae. The record is from the annotation of a GenBank genome assembly.
AUGACGGAUAUCCUUUCGUCACACAUUGGAUGGUCACGUAGUCCUAUGCCAGGCGCCUCUCAACAACAAAAACAGCAACAAGACCAACAACAACAAAAUUUUCAAAAAAAUACACGUCGUGCAUUACCAAGAUUAAAAAAUGAUAUUUCACCACAAUCAACAUCGCGUAAAGUAACUUUGUUCCGUAACGGUGAUCGUUAUUUUGCUGGAAAACAAACUGCUAUAGUACCACAAAAUUAUUCUAAUCUUGGACAAUUAUUACAAGAAUUAUCAACGACAAUCGAUUUACCGUAUGGUGUAAGACGUUUAUUUACACCAAAUCGUGGUUCAGAAGUUACAGAUGUUAGUGUAAUUAAAGAUGGUGCUUCAUAUGUUUGUGCUUCAUUUGAACCAUUUCAAAAAUUAGAAUAUACUUCUAUAGCUGUACCACGUUUAACAUUCAACAUCGAACAACGUAAGUUAUUAUUAUAUAUUCUUAACUAA